Acipenser ruthenus (sterlet) is the source of this 3212-nucleotide messenger RNA. RefSeq names its product butyrophilin subfamily 2 member A2-like. The transcript has 11 exons. Bases 438 to 2546 code for a protein of 702 amino acids. The record is from RefSeq and is a predicted model, not a curated record. Gene Ontology annotation, molecular function: protein binding. NCBI's taxonomy places the organism in Eukaryota, Metazoa, Chordata, Actinopteri, Acipenseriformes, Acipenseridae.
AGCUCUGCUAUUGGCUAAAGGAGUAGAGGCCAGUGACGCAGUUGUUUCCUGUAGUCUCACGUCUGCUGUUGGAGCAAAACUAAAAACUACAAUGACAGCUUCGAAGAAGAGUAACGCCUGGAAUUAUUUUGAGAAAUGAAAUGAGACCACUGAACAAAAGCAUAUCUGUGCACACCACAAGAUAGUUUUUUGUUUUUUUUUUUCAACAGCGUUUUCGUCUUUCCACGGAACAUGUAUGGACGUGCGGAUCUUUUCCAACAAAAACGUGGUGUACAUUACAGAGACAAUAACAAAUCUUUUUUUUUUUUUUUUUUGUAAAAAAGUUAACUUUUAGGUUAUGGUACACUUAACUCCACUUAAUUAGAAAAGUCUGCCAAUUUCUUGUCGUUAAGCUUAAUAUGUAAUUAAGAAAAAAUGAAGUGAGAAAUACAGAAAUUAUGAUUUUAUUGAUGAAAUACACUGCAGGUCAAAAUAUAAACGUUCAUGCGGCGAACGUCGGAUGUAGGGAAAUGAAGAUGAGAUUCCUGGGGAGGACCUGUCUCAUUGUCUUGAGUUUGCUACCAGCUGUUUCUACACAAGGCAGCACUGUUGUUGGCUUUGAUCAGCCAAUCAUUGCCUCUCCUGGAGAAGAUGUCACCCUGCCCUGUCACAUCACCCCCCGUCUUAGUGCUGUGGACAUGGUAGUGAGGUGGUACAGAGAGAGCUUCAUUAACCUAGUUCAUUUAUAUGAAGAUCGAAGGGAUCGCACAGAUGAUCAGGACAGUGACUAUCGGGGCCGCACUGCUCUCUCUAGAUUGGAGCUGCAGGAAGGCAUUCUCUCUCUGAACCUGAGAAACCUCCGUCCCUCUGAUAGUGGGGUCUAUUCCUGCUAUGCCACUGAUGGUGUCUGGGGUGGACAAGGAAAGACUGAACUGAUAGUCAGAGCUCUGGGGACCCAGCCCUCAAUCUCUGUGGACUCUACACAAGGAGAGCAGACCCGGCUGGUGUGCAGAUCAGAGGGGUGGAGCCCUGAACCUGAAGUCAUCUGGAGAGACAGGGAUGGAAACGAUGUGAUGUCACUGUCCAGCACAACAGUGCAGAGGGACAGUCAGGGGUUCCUCAGUGUCAGCAGCUACAUCAAAAUCAAACAGCAGUCCAACGUGUUCUCCUGUCUGGUUAGAAGUAAAAUACCAAAACCAGAUUGGGAAUCCAAACUCCACAUAUCCAGUGAUUUUUUCCCAGGAGUCUCUGGAUGGAUGGUGGCUUUCUUCUUGACUUUAGCUCUCAGUAUUGGAGCCAUUCCUCUGCUGGUGAUCCAAUGGAGAAGAAUGGAUGCCAUGGACAAAAAGCUUGAGCCUAUGGCUGCUCAGCACCUUCGUGAGGAACUUGAGUCUGUGAAGCGAAAGGUCCUUAAAUCAGAAUGGAAGUGGAUCCUCAGCUCAGCAGUUGAAAGUUUGACUCUGGACCUCGAUACAGCACACCCCCAGCUCACCCUGCCUGUGAAUAAGAAACAAGGGAGAAGGAAAAGGCAGGAUCAUAAUUCUCAGAGAUUUGAUUACAGGCGCUGUGUGCUGGGUAGGGAGGGCUUCACCUCAGGGAGACACUACUGGGAGCUGGGGUUGGGAGAGAAUACAUUCUGGAGAUUAGGAGUCAGCAGACAGUCUGCCCCGAGGAAGGAGGAGUUCAGCAUGAACCCCCAACAGGGUUACUGGACUCUGGGGUGGGAUGGAGAUAAAGAUGAGUUCACUGCUCUCACUGACCCCCAGACCCCCCUCCCCUGGUGCCUGAAGUCCCAGAAACUGGGGAUGUAUCUGGAUUAUGAGGAAGGGCAGCUCUCCUUUUACAAUGUGGAGACCAAAUCUCACAUCUACACUUUCACUGACAUGGAGUUCAAUCCCAAUGAGAAACUCCAUCCAUUCUUCUGGACGUCGGAAUACAAAGACCUUGUGCUGGUGUCCCCAGGAAAGAUGAAUGACAGCUCUUUCUUUCUUCUAGUCUGGAAAGGGAUUAUUGCUUCAUCAGUUGAUGUGACUCUGGACCCUGAUACAGUGUACCCCGAGCUCAUCCUGGCUGCGGAGGGGAAACGAGUGAGAUGGGGAAAGACACGGCAGCGUCUCCCUAACAAUCCAAAGAGAUUUGAUGGCAGGCGCUGUGUGCUGGGCAUGGAGGGCUUCACCUCGGGGAGACGCUACUGGCAGGUGUUGGUGGGGGGGAAUACAGACUGGAGAUUAGGAGUCAGCAGAGAGUCUGCCGAGAGGAACGGGAAGUUCAGCAUGACCCCCCAGCAGGGUUACUGGACUGUGGAGUGGAGUGGAUAUGUGUUCACUGCUCUCACUGACCCCCAGACCAUCCUCCCCCUGAGCCUGAAGCCCCAGAAGCUGGGGGUGUAUCUGGAUUAUGAGGAAGGGCAGCUCUCCUUUUACAAUGUGGAGACCAGAUCUCACAUCUACACUUUCACUGACAUGGAGUUCAAUCCCAGUGAGAAACUCUAUCCAUUCUUCUGGACUUGGGACGAGAAAACAGACCUUGUGCUGGAGUCCCCUGACCCUGACAGCGCUGCAGAUUAAACACACAUUGCUGUCUUAACCAGGAAACUAUUCAAACAGCUCAGACAAUCUCCUCUUCACUUUCACAGACACUCUCUCUGCACUCUUCUGGGCUGAUGAGAAGAAAUCCUCUCUCUUCCACCCUCUUACCCUGAGCCCCUCCUCUUUAUUUCUCUACACCUCCUUUCCUACUCUCCCUUCCUGUCUGCCUCUCUCUUCCCCUCUUUCUCUCCUAUUCUGCUCUCCUCUCUGCCUCCCGUAUGGCUCUCCUCUCUCUUUCUCUUUCCCUUCCCUCUGAUAUGUUAAUCCCCUCCCUUUUCCACUCUCCCUCUCCUCCCUGCCCUCUCUUCUCUCCCUCUCUCCUCCAUCCUCUCUACUCUCCCUCUCCAUCCUGCCUGCUCUACUCAUCUCCCUCUCCUCCCUCCCUCCUCUCCUCCCUGCACUCUCUCCUGUCCCUCCCUCUCCCUACUCUCUCCUCUCCGUCUCUCCUCCCUGCCGUCUCUACUCUCCCCUCUCUCCUCUCCCUCUCUUCUCUCCCUCUCCUCCAUCUCCUUCUCUACUCUCCCUUUCUGCUCCCUCUCCCUCUGUCCUCCAUGCCCCCUCUAAUUUUGUACUGUGAUAUUUUGUAACAACUGUAAGUCACCCUGGAUAAGGGCGUCUGCUAAUAAAUAAACAAUGAUAAAAGAC